This is a messenger RNA of Lampris incognitus (smalleye Pacific opah), 1776 nucleotides long. Its product is annotated as piggyBac transposable element-derived protein 4-like. The coding region runs from base 1 to 1776 and encodes 591 amino acids. The transcript has a single exon. Lineage: Eukaryota; Metazoa; Chordata; Actinopteri; Lampriformes; Lampridae. The record is from RefSeq and is a predicted model, not a curated record.
AUGGCAGGAGCCGGCUGUAACAUUAUUCUGGUCACCGGCAACGGAGUCAAACACGAGGAGGAGGAGUACGCGGAGGACUGCUAUUAUUCCACCUCCACUAACUGCUCGGACACCACCUCGAACGACUCGGAUAUUGAUUUCUCCGAUUUGGAGGAGGAGGAGCGCACCAGUUUUUUCAGCUUUGAAGAGGACUUGGACGAAGACUGCACUUCUCCAGACUUCUGGGGUGAGCCGGACCAGGUCAUCUCCAUAGAGCCGUUCACUGCCGUCAGCGGCCCGCAGCAUUCACUCGGGGACGAUGCUGACACCCGCGACUAUUUCCGGAUACUCUUCCCAGAUUCUCUUUUUGAACACAUGGUAGAACAAACAAACAACUACGCCCUCUAUCGGCAGAGGAGGAGUGGAAAAUCAGACCCCAACUGGCACCCCACUGAUCUGAGAGAGAUGAAAGCCUAUGUGGGCCUGAACAUACUGAUGGGCAUCAAUCAGCUGCCGGACUCUGGCAUGUACUGGGCCAGUGACAUUUUCAUCGGCAACGCGGGCUUUAAAAAAACAAUGACUGCCAGGCGUUUCGAAAAGCUCACCCAGUAUCUGCAGCUGUGCGACCGUGAGUCUGAGCCCGUGCGCGGCGAGCGCGGGUACGAUGGCCUGUUUAAAAUUCGGCCUCUCCUCGACGUGGUGGACAACACCAUGUGGGAUGCGUACGUGCCCAAUCGCUGCUUGACCGUUGACAAGUGUGCCAUUGCCGUGAAGGGACGUUUCUCUCCUACCCAGUACAUGCCCUCCAAGCCCUUAAAGAAGGGCCUGACGGUGUGGAUGCUGUGUGAUUCGCGGUCAGGCUACUGCCACCGGGCCCGGAUUCAUGUGGGCAAGCCCAGCGAGGAUGCGGCGGCAGCUGCUCUGGGUUACAGGGUCGUGACCUCCCUCGUGCGUGGCCUGGAAGGCCAGUACCACCACCUUUUCAUGGACAGCCUCUUCACCUCUGUCCCCCUCCUUCAGAGGUUGCUAAGGGACGGAUUGUAUGCCUGUGGUCCCACCCAGCCGGGUCGCAAAGGCUACCCGGAGAUUCUCCGCCCACGCAACGUUGGCAAGCUUUCCCCGGGUGAGUUCUACCAGUGCCAGCGGGGCAACCUGGUUGCCACGGUGACACGUGACCUCAAGGUGGUCAGCUGUCUGUCCACCAAUUCGGCGCCGGGGAUUCUGGGGAUCAGCCCGGGGCGACAGCAGCGUGCAACCGAUGAGGAGGACGACAGCGACGGUGCGGAUAGCGUGGGAGGUAGCGGUUCGUCGUUCGGCGUGCCGCGGCCCCUUCCCCUGUUGCUGUACCAGGAGAACAUGAGGGGCGUGGACCUGUGUGACCAGCUGAGGGAGUGCUACCAGGUGGGCCGGCCAUGCAAGAGGUGGUGGCGCUACUUCCUGUGGUUCUACGUCAACCUGUGCAUCGUCAACGCCUAUGUCCUGCUGAGGGAGAGCCGCGGGGGCACGCCGCCGGCGGGCUUCAACGGCAAACAGUUCACCCAGCGCCACUUCCGAGUGCGGCUGGCACAGCAGCUGAUCGGGGACUACCAGGGGGCGAGAGGCAUGGAGCGGGCCGCUCGCAAGAGACAUGCAGACUCGCCUAUAGAGUAUGGACACCGCUUGGAGCGCAUGUCGGAGCGCUCUCGCCGCUGCAGAAAUUGCACCAAUAAGGGACUGCGACAUGAGAGUGUGUUCGGCUGCAAGAUAUGCAACGUCCACCUAUGCAGAGGAGGCUGUUUCUCUGAGUUUCAUAAAUGA